Lontra canadensis (Northern American river otter) is the source of this 2688-nucleotide messenger RNA. RefSeq names its product Fc receptor like 3 (gene FCRL3). Bases 72 to 2378 code for a protein of 768 amino acids. Lineage: Eukaryota; Metazoa; Chordata; Mammalia; Carnivora; Mustelidae. Gene Ontology annotation, molecular function: transmembrane signaling receptor activity. The transcript has 15 exons. Gene Ontology annotation, biological process: cell surface receptor signaling pathway. The record is from RefSeq and is a predicted model, not a curated record.
AUAAAACACACUUUGACGCCAGACUGACCAAGUGUGUCUGUACUAGGACCUCAUGUGACACCGAAGUUUAUAUGAAUUUAAGACGGGAGAGAAGCCUGGCUUCUGGUAAGAUGGGUUUUCCCUGCCAUCGGCCGGACCAGGUCCCUGUGCUUCUGUGGCUGCUGCUGCUGAUCCUGGCUCCCGGACGAGAGCAAUCAGGAACACUUCCAAAAGCUUUUCUUCUCCUCAAACCUCCAUGGUCCAGAACCUUCAAAGGAGAGAAAGUGACUCUCACCUGCAAGGAUGACCAUUCUUGGGCCCAGAGAUACGUAUCUUGGUAUUGUGAUGGGAUUCCCUUGGAAAGUAGACGUGGAACAAUCCAAAUAGACAAGUCUGGAUAUUACACAUGCAAGACCCCAAGAUCUUCCUUCAGUGACCCUGUGCGUGUGGAAUUUUUAUCUGACUGGCUGAUCCUCCAGGCUUCACACCCUGUCUUUGAAGGAGAUGAUGUGACUCUGAGAUGCCUGGGGAAGAAAGAAGAAGAUAUUUAUGAAAAGACUUACUACAAAAAUAAAGAAGAAAUGAGACAGUGGUCACAAUAUCAUUCAGAGGUCAGAAUACAUUCAGUCUCCAGGGACAAUAGUGAAUAUUAUUGUACUGCUUCCGGGGAAACUUUAUGGAGCCCAUGGAUAGAAACUUCAAAACCUUUAAAGAUCCAAGUUCAAGAGCUGUUUCCACAACCUGUGCUGAGAGUCAGACCUUCCCAGCCCAUCGAGGGGAACCCAGUGAACCUGAAGUGUGAUACCUGGCUCCCUCCACCAAGGUCAUACAUUUGGCUUCAGUUCUGUUUCUUCAGAGAAGAUAAGGCCCUGGAACCUGGUUGGAGCAGCUCCUCAGAGCUCCAGAUCCCCACCAUGUGGAGUGAAGACUUAGGGUCCUACUGGUGCCAGGCAAAGACAGUGACUCCCAAUAUCAUUAAAGAAAGCCUGCGAUCCCAGAUACAUGUACAGAGGAUCCCUGUGUCUGAUGUGAAUCUAGAGAUCCAGCCCCCUGAGGGCCAGCUGAUUGAAGGAGGAGAUAUGGUCCUUAUCUGCUCAGUAGCCAAGGGUACAGGGACUAUCGCAUUUUCCUGGCACCGGGAGGGCACGGAGAGAAGUUUGGGCAGGAAGAUGAUACGUGCCAUGUCAGCAGAGUUGCGGAUAGUCGCAGUGAGGGAGCAGGACGCUGGGAGGUACUACUGCUCAGCCGACAAUAUCCAAGGCCCCAUCCUCAGUAAACGGAUCAGAGUCACACCAAGAAUUCCAGCAUCCCACCCCAUCCUCACUGUCAAGACACCCAGAGCCCUGGCCGUGGUGGGGGACAUGGUGGAGCUUCGCUGUGAGGCCCAGAGGGGCUCUCCCCCGAUCCUGUACCGGUAUUACCAUGAGGAUGUCAUCCUGGGGACCAACUUGGCCCCCUCUGGAGGAGGAGCCUCCUUCAGCCUCUGUCUGACAGCAGAACGUUCUGGAAACUAUGCCUGUGAAGCUGACAACAACCUGGGGGCCCAGCGCAGCAAGGCGGUGAUGCUCAGCGUCACAGUUCCAGUGUCUCGCCCUGUCCUCACCCUCAACCCUGCCGGGCCCCAGGCUGUGGUGGGAGAUUUAUUAGAACUUCACUGUGAGGUUCAGAGAGGCUCUCCCCCAAUCUUAUACUGGUUUUAUCAUGAAGAUAUCGUCCUGGGGAACACGUCGGCCCCCUCUGGAGGAGGAGCAUCUUUUAACUUCUCUCUGACCACAGAACAUUCUGGAAACUACUCCUGUGGGGCUGACAAUGGCCUGGGGGUCCAGAGAAGUUACAUGGUGACACUCAACUUCACAGGUCAAAAACACUUGCCACCAGAACUCAAAUACAGGUCUUCCCAUUUAGGGCUUUCCACAAGCAAAGUAAUCCAUAUCACUGUGGGCGUCAUUGGGUGCCUGCUAAGUGUGCCUGGCCUUGCUGCUACUGCUUAUUUGGUGAGUUACUUCAGGACCCAAAGGAAAUCAGGAGGACCUCCUGCCACUGGAACACCCAGUUACAGUCCCAAGGAGCAUCAGGAGCCUUCCUGGUCUGGACCCUGCUGCACAGACCCCCACAAGCCCCCCCACUCUGAGCCACCAGCCAGGAUGGAGCUGCAGCCAGUAUACAGCAAUGUGAAUCCUGGAGAUGACAACCUGGUGUAUUCCCAGAUCUGGAGCAGCCAGCAAAUAAGCGGAAAUCCAGCACAUUCACCAAGGACACAUCUGAAGGAUGAGGAACCUGCAGUCAUCUAUUCGGAGCUGAAGAAGGCACAACCAGAAGACACUGCAGGGCAGGCCCAUGAAGAUCCUGCAGAAAACUAUGAGAAUCUCCCAUGUGCACCAUCAGCUCUGGACUGCUAGCCCCCUACCCAGAGGGGCCCUCGAAGACCCUGGGAGCACCUAAUGCCUUCCCCCAUUCUCCACAAGCAUGCUUCUCCUUCCAUCCAGCAGGCUGGGUGAAGGUCUGCCCUCACCCCACCCCGCGCCUGAGUCGGCAUGUUCUCUGGGAACAGAAUGGGCAGCAUUUCAGUAAACACCGCAUUUCUACACAGUAGAGACACAUGAAAGCAGGGCAGGUGGGCCUUCCCCUCCCACACUUGUGGAAUGAGGAGGAAGGGCGAGUGGUCUAGCCAGGAUCACAAGAGUGCUGUCAUGACCACGUGCUCCGAGU